GCCAGUGAGCGACGUCAUUCGGGGUCGCCACGCGGGAGCGUCCGCUCUGCCUCCCUUCCUCCGGCCAUGUUCCCCUCGGCUCCCGCUUCGCCGCGGACUCCCGGCAGCUCGGCCCGCAGGGCCCUCGGCAGCGCCGCUCCGAGUCCCCUGUCCAGACCGGGCAGCAGGAAGAACCUGGCCGUCGUGGCGGCGGCCGGCUCCCCCGGGCUCUUCUCCCCGGUGGCUCGGAGGAGCGGCUCCCUCUCGGCUCGUGCAACUCCCACCAGAGUUAUACAGCAUCCCUCAGCAAGUGAGACUGUUAACUACGAUGUGAAAGCUUUUGGAUCCGCCCUGCCUGUUAAGGUGAUGGAAGCCCUGAAAAACACUGAUGCUGAUGACCAUCUGAGCGUUCAGGUGGAUGAAAGCGGAUGGGCCUGGCUAGUCCAUAAAGAGAGGCUGAUUAUUUGGAAGAUUGGUCAGUCUCCUGUUGCAAAGUUAUCUCUGUGCAAGGAACUCCAGCUGCCACCCAGUGACUACCAGUGGAGUUCCAGUUUAGCAGCUAUAUCUUGUCUCAGUUCCUCAGGUGACGCACCUUCUCUCCAGUCCCUGGCAAUAAUGGUUGCUACCAGCGAAGGUUCUGUGCGCUACUGGCCCAGUCUUGCCCAUGAGGGUUCCUAUACUGAGACUUUCACAGACUUUGGAGGCUCUCUGUGCAGUUUCCUGACAGCAGUGAAGGGAGGAAGCUUUAUUUUAUCAUCUUCCAGAGGCCAACUAGUUCGACUGAUUCCAGAUAGUUCUGGCAAGAUUCAUCAGCAUGCUCUGCCACAGGGUCAGGGCAUGUUCUCUGGAAUUGGUCGAAAAGUUUCUUCUCUUCUGGGUAUAUUAUCACCUGGAAAUGAUGAUGUGAUUUCUAGUGUUCUUUGGGAUAAAGAGAGAUCAAGCUUUUAUAUGCUAACAAAUUCAAAUUUAAACAAGUGGGAGAUUGACGGUUCAUCAGAACGUUAUAUUCUCAGCUGGGAUGUCAACAGAGUCCUGAAGGAACACAUUUCAGAUGCAAUUUGGGGUUCUGAAAGUAACUAUGAAGAUAUUAAAGGAGGAGUAAAUAUACAGUAUAUGGAUUUACAGCAGAAUCGUGAUGGACUGGUGAUACUUGCUGCAGCGUGGCAUCCUGGAGAUAACCCAUGUCUUGUCUACUAUACUCUGAUAACAGUAGAAGAUAAAGGCUUGCAGAUGUCUGAUGAUGUUGUCGUGGAGGUCACACAGUAUAAUCCAUCUUUUCAGUCUGAAGAGGAAGUAAUGUGCUGUCUGGUGAUCCCAGAUUACUUCAGCCACGCUGCUUACCUUUAUAAGGAAGAUGAGGUGUUUGCUUGUUCCACUGGAACUGGAAGAAUUUCAUUACCACAGGAGAAAAUUUUAUUUGGCUUUCAAGGAGAUAGCAUUUUAGGAGCAGGUUCCUAUACUAGCCUCCCCAUCUUCUUUGCCAAAAGAAGUGGACUUAUUACCAUCUUAUCCAGAGAAAACAUUUCUGUGCUCCCUGAAGACCUUGAAGAUUCUCUGUCCUCUUCUGUUGCUGGACCAAUAAGUGAGAGUCCUGCAUUUGAUCCAGCCAGUAGGCUAGAAAUCGUAGCUCAAGAGGAUAAGACAAAGUUACUGAAAGCUGCUUUUCUACAAUACUGCAGGAAAGAUGUAGUUAAUGCUCAGAGCAUGGUAGUUGAACUAUUUCCAAGUAACACAGAUGUGGAUUCUGAUGCUGAACUGGAUAGGGCAGUGACUCAGAUCAGUGUGGAUUUAAUGGAUGAUUAUCCUGCCUCUGAUCCAAGAUGGGCUGAAUCCGUACCUGAAGAAGCCAGUGGUUUUAGCAACACAUCCCUCAUUCUUCUUCAUCAGCUGGAGGAUAAGACAAAAGCUCAUUCCUUCUUCAUUGAGUUUCUUCACCAGGUUGGCAUAUUUGAACGACUGGGCAGUUUUCCAGUGCGGGGGAUGCCGAUGGCAACUCGACUAUUGCUCUGUGAGCAUGCAGAAAAACUAGCAGCUGCUAUUGUUCUCAAGAACUAUCACUCCAGGCUGCCUGAUCUAGUGAAUGCUGCUAUACUGAUUGCUUUAAACAAAAGGGACUGUGACAUUCCACCAAGUCUUACUCCUGCAGAUAUUUUCUUUCGAGAGGUGUCCCAGAUCGAUUCCAUCUUUGGAUGCUUACUAGAAGAGGAGGAACAAGUCUUGAGGGAGAUGCAUAUUGAAUCAAUUGAGUGGGCCCAAGUAGUUGUCAGUGUGAACAACAUCAUUAAGGAUAUGCUACAAGCUGCCUGUCAGUAUCGUCAAUCUAGAGCAUCCUUAUAUAAAACAGGAGAGCUUCCAGAGAGAGAACCUGAAUAUAUUCCAUGGACAGCAUCCAGCAGCCUACGUGCAGCAAUAACACGUCAGCAUGGAAUCAUUCUGAAGGUGGUGUAUCCUCAGGUGGACAGCAGCCUCCGUAGUAUUGUGGCUGAACAGGUGGUGGCACUGCUCGACUGCUUUCUGGAUGGAUACGUUUCUCAGCUGAAGUCUGUGGACAGACCUGGUGAUCAAGAGAGAUACAGCAAUCUGGAAAUGGAAUAUGUGCAGAAGAGAUCAGAGCUCUUGUCUCCUCUCCUUUCCCUGGGACAGUAUCAGAUGGCAGCUCUUUUAGCAGAGAAGUAUUGUGACUUUGAUAUCCUGGUGCAAAUGUGUGAGCAGACAGACAACCAGGCCAGACUGCAACGUUACAUGAGUCAGUUUGCAGAUCAGAAUUUUUCAGAUUUCCUGUUUCGCUGGUACUUAGAAAAAGGAAAGCGAGGGAAGCUGUUAUCUCAGCCUAUUGCUCAGCAUGGACAGCUGGCCAGUUUCUUGCAAGCACAUGAGCACCUGAGCUGGUUACACGAAAUCAAUAGUCAGGAUUUGCAGAAGGCUCACAGAACACUGCAAACUUUAGCAAACAUGGAGACCAAAUAUUUUGCAAAGAAGAAAACCCUUCUUGGCUUGAGUAAAUUAGCUGCACUGGCAUCUGAUUUCUCAGAAGACAUACUGCAGGAAAAGAUAGAAGAAAUAGCAGAACAGGAACGCUUUCUUCUACAUCAGGAGACACUUCCUGAGCAGUUACUGGUAGACAAACAACUGAACCUCAAUGAUAUGCCAGUGCUGUCUGCAACUCAGCUCAUUGAUAUGUACAUUUGUGAUGAGAACAGAAGGGCCAAUGAGUAUGACUUCAAGAAAGCACUUGAUCUACUGGAAUAUAUUGAUGAGGAAGAGGAGGUGGAUGUAAAUGAUCUUAAACUUAAAAUUCUCUGCAUGGCUCUCCGAAGAGAUGGAUGGUCCAGUUCAGAAGGCAAAGAUGAUCCAAUAGAAGCAUCUAAAGAUAGUAUAUUUGUGAAAAUACUGCAAAAGCUAUUGAAAGAAGGAGUUCAGUUAAGUGAAUAUUUACCGGACGUGAAGGACUUUCUGCAAGCAAAUGAACUCGGCUCCUUGAGAUAUAAUGCUUACUUUGAAUUUGUGUUAAAAGCAAACUAUGAGCUCUAUGUUCACGGACAAACAUAGUUGUCAUUUUUAAAAAAUAUUUUUUUUCUAAAGUACUGUUGAAUUCAUGUAUACUUUUUUACAGUCUGUUGGGUUUUGGUUUUUUUUUGCUAAAACUUUAUAGUAAAGUCUAUAUAAAGUGAUAUACUUGGUCAUUGUCUUAGUUUCAGCUGGGGUGGAAUUGUUUUUUUUUUUCAUAGUGUCUGGUAUGACAUGUAUCCAAGAGUAGUUCCACUGUAGAACAUCACAAUAAUCAGCAGGUGGAGCAGGCUGCUAGCAUUGAAGUGGCUCAGGUAGAUUUAGACUGGUAAAAUGAGGGUGAAUUGUUUCUAGCUCAGUGGGCCCAUGACCCGUCAGGCCAUCAAGGAAGAGAUGCAACUUAUAGAACGAGGGGUGAGCUUGAAUAUAUGGGCACUAUUGCACAGGUUAUCCAUGAGUGUGCAGUGUGCACUGCAAUUAAGCAGUGGAUAAAACCUCUCUGGUAUGGAGAAUAACAGCUGAAAUAUAAUCCAUUUGCCAGGGCAUCCCAUAUUUAUAUCAUAUUCUCCCACAAACUGACCAGGGCAAGCACCAUGUGCUUGCAAGAGUGGAAGCUGGAUGGCUGAAAACAGAUUGUGUGCUCCAUGCUACUGUUCAAAUUUUGAUCCUUGGUCUUAAAAAUCAAGUCUUGUAGUGACAUGGCACCCUAAAAAGACUUGAGUUAGAUAAUGGGACUAAUUUCUGAAACAGUCUCAUAACCACCAGGGCCAAAGAGCAUGACAGUGACUGAGUGUAUCAUAUCCCCUAUCAUGCACCAGUUUCUGGAGAAAUUGAAUGGACUGAUAAAUGCUAUAUUGGGAAUAAUGGGUUCUGGGACAUUCAAACAUUGGGACACAUUUGGCAAAAGCCAUGCAAUUAGUCAGCACUUGGGGAUCUGCCAGUCAAGCUGGCCCUGCCCAAUUAAACCUCGUACACACUGUAGAAGGAGAUAAAGUGCUGGUAGUGUAUAUAAAGAACAUGCUGGAUAAUACAGUCUGUUAUUCCAGCCUUGGGCAAAGGCAAGCCUAUCUGUGGGAUUGCUUCUGCUCAAGGACCUGGGUGCAUGUGGUGGGUAAUGUGGAAGGAUGGGGAUGUCUGUGAUUUGAUGCUGGAUGAGAACAGCCAGUAGUUUAAAUUGUAUGAUGUUAAAUUGCUACAUAAUACUGCAUGUCAUCAUUAUUAUGGUUGUUACAUCUCUUGUUAAAACUAUUACAGUAAGAACUACUCAGGUGGAACCAGAACUAGCUUCUGCAUACAGUAACCCAACACUGUGAAUCAUCCCUUCUGCACUGAAGAAUUGUACUGACAGAUGAAGCCCAAAGUUGUGAACUAAAUGAAUACCACGAACAGUU
Molecule: messenger RNA, 4877 nt
Organism: Phasianus colchicus (ring-necked pheasant)
Lineage: Eukaryota; Metazoa; Chordata; Aves; Galliformes; Phasianidae
Gene: NUP133
Product: nucleoporin 133
Biological process (GO): protein import into nucleus; poly(A)+ mRNA export from nucleus; transcription-dependent tethering of RNA polymerase II gene DNA at nuclear periphery
Cellular component (GO): nuclear pore outer ring
Molecular function (GO): structural constituent of nuclear pore; protein binding
Source: RefSeq, a predicted model, not a curated record